This is a messenger RNA of Prunus persica (peach), 1896 nucleotides long. RefSeq lists its product as uncharacterized. Lineage: Eukaryota; Viridiplantae; Streptophyta; Magnoliopsida; Rosales; Rosaceae. Gene Ontology annotation, biological process: meristem maintenance; meristem development. The transcript is spliced from 3 exons. Bases 1 to 1896 code for a protein of 631 amino acids. The record is from RefSeq and is a predicted model, not a curated record.
AUGGUGUCUCCAAAAGAUGAGAAACAAACAAGGAGAGUUGCAAGGUUCCUCAAGCCAUGUGCCCUGAAUUUUAACAAAGCAGUGGCACCUCCAAGCAACCCAUUGUUGUGUGAAGUCUUGUAUCACAAUCUUCAGCAAUGGCCCUCUAGGGUUCUCUUCAAAGGCUGGAAGAUGCCCCAGGCAAAAUGGGAUGAAUGGGUUAACAGGCUUGCAGGUGAGUGCUGUUCUAUUUGGAACCAGGCAGAUAUUUGUGAUGCUAUUUUGAGUUCUAGAUAUGAGAUUAGGUGUACCAACAAGAAUAUCCUACUUGGGUUAGUGGAGUUUUGGUCUUCAGAGACCAACACCUUUGUUUUCCAAUGUGGGGAAGCAACUUUUACCCUUGAAGAUAUGAUGGUUCUUGGUGGAUUUUCAGUCCUUGGGAGGCCUGUGACAAGGCCUGUUAUUGGGUUGUUGGUGGAAAUUGUGGAGGAGAUGGAGAAGAAGAGAGUAGAGAUUUCGAGGACCAAGGCGAAAAAAGCCUGCCAAUUUGUUUGGAUCAAGCAUUUCAUGGAGCUGCAAAAUGAGUACAAAUAUGAACAUGUAGCAUUUCUGUCAUUGUGGUUGGCAAGGUUUGUUUUUCCUUCUCUUCCUGAAGCUUGCAUAGGGAGGCAUGUUUUUCGCAUUGCAGCACAGUUGUCACAGGGGACGAGGCUUGCUCUUGCCCCUGCUGUCCUUUCAGGUCUUUACAAAGACCUAAGCUUGUUGAAGAAACAAGCACUUUCUUGUAGGGAGGAGAUUUCUGUUCCUGGUCCAUUUCAGCUUUUGCAGUUAUGGGCUUUGGAGAGGUUUCAACCCCUACUAAAGAAUUCCCCAAAUGCUCUGAAACCUGGGGAGACUCGGGCUGCCCGGUGGCACAGAUUACCUUCUGGAGCAAUUAGUCUUCCUCUUGUAAGAACUGUUCUUAAGUUGCAAGAGAAUUUUCAAUGGCGUCCUUAUGCUGCUGAUUUGAUCAAUUGGAGCCAUUCGUCGUAUUAUACGAAGAACAAACCGUCAUUUUUUCAUAGUGCUAAGCACUCAGAUGAGAAUUUACGAUCUUAUAUUAGAUGCUUGUGCACUUCUGAGUUGGUUGGAGUAGAGCCUUGUAAAGAGAAGUAUUUUCCAAACCGCGUGGCAAUGCAAUUUGGAAUGGAUCAAGACCUUCCUGGUGAAUUUUCAAAACUGUCCUUUGAGCCGAGUGUAUCGGCUAGGUACUUGCAUUGGUGGAAAAUAUCUAAGUCUGCUCGCGCAGAUACAAUCAAGAAACAUGUCAAAGUGGCAAUACAGAAGAUUGAAAAGUAUAAUGCCUCCAUCGCGGAGAGGAAUGUUCCGAUGCAUAAGGCAUCACCACAAACUUUGGAGAGGUCUAAACCUGAAGAGAGCCGCUCCUAUGUGAUUCCUGAGGUCCCCAGAAAAUCCAAUCAUACUGUACAGAGAAAGGCCUCAGCUACUCCUCAAUUUCCUAAGCAGGACAAGAAUGUGAAGAAACGGAAGUCGGCCACAACAACUGAAGGGCCUGCUAAGAAAAUAAAUGCUGGUGAUUUUGCUAAAAAUGUGGUGAAGAUUGCUAAGAAAGGGAGGAAGGGUAGUGAUAAUAAGGCAAGGAUAGAAGUUAGUGUACCUGUCAGGAUGGAGCACAAGCAUAAAAUUGAACCUAAAGUAUCAGGAAAAGAUGCUGCAAGAGAAGGGAAGAAAGCAAUGGCUAAAGGAUCUCUAAAAAACCGUAUGGGGGCUGAUGACCCUAAAAGAAUGCCUAAAGGGUUUCUCAAGAACCCGGUAGUGGUUGAUGACCGUAUGGUGAAUGCUACAAAUCAAACUCAUGGAAUUGGAUUACUAAUGAGGGUUCAGAAUAUUGAGAAAAUUUUGGGGGUAAAAACUUGA